AAGUAGCCAUUCUGGCUCAAGCUCCAGGGACGCCGGUCCCUGGCUCUCCAGUUCCGGCCGCGCGCGGUGGCCAGGCGUGCUCCGGGUUCCCGCCUGCUCGGCGUGGGUUCCAUGCCGAGCCCAUGGUGCGCGGAAGCGCGGGAGGCCCCCGAGGCCCCAGAGCAGACGGCUGCCGCCGGCCUGCGGGCCGAAGAGGCGGUAGCCUGGCUCCGGUGGCGGCUUGACGCCGAGCGCCAGGAGCUGCUGGGGCGCCACGGUGCGCUGCUCACGGGCCUCGCCCAAGUCCUCGGGCAGGACGCCCGCACCGAGGGCGCUGCGGCCGCGGCGUCGCCGGCACAGUCCGGGGUCGGCGCAGCCAUGGGCCGCGAGGAGGAGGUCCCAGCGGUCGUCGCCUGCGGUGUGAGGGCCAGCACGCUCAGCAGGCCAGGAGGAGACCCCCCGCGGCUGCUGCCAUGGACCACGGCAGACGGCAGCCGCCUGGGCCUGGCUGAGAGCUCGGGCGCGAGGAGCACCGCGGAGCUCACCUCGAUCGCCCUGCGAGAGCGCGGGCUGGACACGAGCGCGUCCCCCUCGAUGGUGCCGGCCAGCUCAAACGGCGGCAGCAGCACGAGGUCAAAGGAGGUCACCCAGAUGAGGACCACGGCAGAGAUCACUAGUCACACAUUGCGAGACCGCGGGUUAAAUUCGGCUCUCGACAGGAUCAACAGGCAGGUUCGCAUCUCGCAGCAGCCCCGUGAACGUACCGACCGCACCUUCCGAUCGAAAGUUGCUGUGGUGCAGCGCGCUGCUGACAGGGGCACUAGGAACCCCUGGUUCGAUUACUGCAUGUCUGUCAUCAUAAUCGCAAACUGUAUGGUUAUCGGGCUUGAGAUCCAAAUGGGCAGCGACAGCGAAGCAGAACCGUCUCCAACGUUUCAAGCGCUCGAGAAUGUUUUUCUGGUGACAUAUGUGUUAGAGCUUUCGAUGCGCAUCAUAGGUGACUGGUCAGGUUGCCUCGGGAGCUUGUGGUUUCGGAUAGACCUCGCCCUCGUCGCCUUUGGCGUGCUGACGACAUGGGUGAUGGAGCCGCUUCUUCGCAGAAUAGGCGCCAUCGGUGUCCUCAAGAAGGUGUUGGUCAUUCGCAUUCUGCGACUGCUGCGCCUGGUGCGUGCCCUCCGCUUUCUGAGGAUGAUGCGGCCGCUGUGGGCGCUGGUCAAAAGCCUGGCGGGGGCAAAUGGCCCAGUAAUGUCGGGCCUGGUGCUGCUGCUCGGGGCCAAGUACGUGUUCGCGUGUGUCGGGGUGGUCCUCAUCGGUAGCGACCAGGACUUGCUCUCCGACCCCGUGGCCGGGCCCAUCGUGGCAGAUCAUUUCGGGUCGAUCCCAGUGUUGAUGUUGACGCUGACGCGGUUCACUUUUUGCGACGCCAUCGCCCAGAUCUACGAACCUAUAGUUCUCGCGAAGCCUGUCAUGAUAUUAUACUUUCUGCCGAUCUUGCUCUUGGUGCCUAUCGCGCUCAUGAACCUGAUCACAGCCGUGCAUGUCAACCACGCCAUCAAAGUUUCCACUCAAGACGCAGAAUUGGAGCGCAUCUCCCUGAAGGGCAGAUUGCAGAGGCUGAUACCACUUCUGUCCAAGAUCUUCAGGCAGCUCGAUGUCCACAACCAAGGGUUUGUUUCUUUCCACGAGAUCGAUCUAACGAAUAUGACUAUGCCCUUGCCGCCCGAGGUACAGCGCGCGCUCAAGUCUUACAAACUUGAAGAUUUCUUCAAGCUGCUCGACGCAGAUGCGUCUGGACACAUAACUCAAUCGGAGUGGGUCGACGGCCUCUGCUGCUUGAUUCUGGACGAAGUGCCAAUCGAGACCAUGCAGAUGCUGCACAUGCUCAAUCGGCUGGAUAAUAAUAUUGAGGUCCUUAGGUGUGCCUUGCUUGAUGCUGGACACGGUGUAACGGCCGCUGAUGGACGGUAAUUCGGUCAGUGUCCCAACAGGGCGCCGUUCGAGACCUCAUUAGUAGCUGUUCGCAUUGGGCCGUUCAUGCCCUGAGAUUAAGCUGAUCCUCACCAUCGUCCCCGAACGGCGCGAGUUGCUUGUGAACUCGACGUGUAGUGAAUGCUUCGAGUGUUGAGCUGAUCUUAGGGCACAGUCCCGAUAAGCUUCUCUCUACCUGACAGCCUGUUCAGGCGCCCGCUUCUCACAGCUGGAGUUGUGGCCACAGACCUGAUGUAUUUUGGAUUUCGCGGGUAUUGACCUUGCGUAUCCUCCAACUCUCUCUCUCUCUCGGAUGCCGGCUUGCGCAUAUGCCUGAGCCGGUCAAACGCUUGUUGUUUCACCGAUGCUUUUUUUGGAUAAGGCCUGUGCAAAUGCCUGGUCUGCAAAUGCCCCUAAUCAUUGAAACACUCCUCUCGGCCCCUCGAGCCGUCGUGGACGGGGUACGUUGCAUCUUCGGGGGACCUCGCCUGUCCCUAAAGUUGGUGCCGUUUCUUGUGCCCGACACGGGCUCGACGCGGAUUUGGCGUGGAUUCGACGCGGAUUCGACACAGAUGCGACACGGAUCCGACCAGGCCGACAUGGAUUCGACACGGAUUCGACAAUAUGGCAGCCACUUUUAAGCGUUCCGCUUGCAUGGAUGCGUUUAUUUGUGCCCUGAACGCCCCUCGUGUUUCAGAAAUUGCUGACCCAGCAGCCGUGUUCGUGGCCCGCUUGGGGGUCACUGCUCGGCGGCACCCCAAGCUUGCAGCGGCUUGGACUGAACGUCGCAUGCUUUCCUCUCGGCGCCUGGCGGGGGGGGGGGCCCAGCAUAGUGGAGCGCUGCCGCUGCGAGCGCCUGGCACUCCCCGCGGCAGGUGGGUGCUCGCAGAUUUUGAGACGCAAACACCCCCCCGCCAGGACGAGAGCCGUACUGCUCGUCGCCGCAGACGAUCGCUUGUAAAAACAAUCAACACAACACCCAGCGAGGAUUGGCUAACAAAAAGAGCCACCUAAAAUAACACA
Messenger RNA from Prorocentrum cordatum, 2970 nucleotides. NCBI's taxonomy places the organism in Eukaryota, Dinophyceae, Prorocentrales, Prorocentraceae. The record is from the annotation of a GenBank genome assembly.